AUGAAUCAAUUAUCAAUGUCAUUCGAUGAACAACGUGAUGUUAAUUAUCUUCCAUUUGAUCCAAAAACAGUUGUGACUGAUUUGCAAAAAGCAAUACCCGAAUUAGAUCUUGUUGGACUUGUACAUAGUAGAAAAUGGUGUUGUGAAAUGCUCCAAUGUAUUACAUUAGGAUCUGUAACAAAUGACAAUGAAAAUAAUGAAGAUGAGUUAGAAGAUGGAAUUAAUUUGAAUGUAACAGCAAGAGAAUUAGGUACAUCAUCAAGUUUAUAUUUAAUGGCCAAAAGUUAUUUUGAUCUUCGUGAAUAUACUCGUUGUGCACAUCAUUUAAGAAAUUGUACAAAUGGUUAUGGUUUCUUUCUUCGACUCUAUGCAUUAUAUCUUGAUGGUCUUAAACAUCGUUGUGACGAUUUUGUCGAUGUAUUUCCUGAUACAGCGAGCAAUCAACGACAAGCAACAACUAAAGCAUCACUGGAUAAUGCAUGGCUAAUACGUCUUCGUACAGAAUUAACAACUAGUGAAAAAAAUCAACCAUUAAAUGGUUAUAGUUGUUAUGUUUAUGCUCUUGUACUCAAACGAUUAGGUUUAUUGAAUGAAGCAUUACCUUACUUUGUACGUACAGUUAAAGCAGUACCUCAUCUUUGGUCAGCAUGGGAAGAUCUUGUUACACUCAUUGAUAGUGAACAAAAGGUUAGAAAAAAAAAACUUUAA
Adineta steineri is the source of this 708-nucleotide messenger RNA. Lineage: Eukaryota; Metazoa; Rotifera; Eurotatoria; Adinetida; Adinetidae. The record is from the annotation of a GenBank genome assembly.